CUCGUGGUGAAGUGGCACGGCCGUCCAAUCAGAACCGUCAAUGGAGGGGCACCUCGGUUUCAGCCAUGUUGUGGUUUUGAAUGAGGAAGAAGCGGGAGACACUGCACUUCAACGACUUUUUUGCCCAUUUAAAGUGUCGUUAACCAUAUGUAAACGGGCUAGCGUGAGGCACAACAUGAUAGCCGUUAUUCCGAAUGCAUUGGUUGUGACUUAACACAUCGCCGUUGUAAUUUAAACAUACUUCUGUAAAUUAGCCGCGCUGCUAACAACGUAGGCUAGCAGUGUAGUUAGCAUAGUGUGUAGCCUGGUUAGCCGAGUCGCCGUUAACUCGCCAGCGGGGACUGGGGGGAAACGUUACUAAUCAGCCCGCUUCACGCACACCUGCUCGAAUGACUCGCGUUAGGUUCAUUUGUGUCGUCUCCGAGGACCGCUAGACGGCACGCACUUGUGGCGAGUUAUCUGUGAACUGGAGCUGUUAGUUCGCACACUUACUUGGAACCAUGCUGAACAAAAUCUACGAAUGGCUGGAGUCAGGCGUAGCCAAUCUUCGCAACGGUGUUGCAGCUCCGGAACCAUCUCUUGCAGACCGACCGCCUGGAGAUGAUCUCGUCAGAAUGAGAAGGAAAAGACCACUGGAAUGUUCGAAAGACGGAAAGGAUGGAACAGCAAUAAAGAGAUCUCGAAUGGGAGGGCUUAUUGAAACUAUCCUGGUUUCAGCAGAAGGGGUAAAGAAUCGAAGCGUGAGUGUGGCAACGUGGAUGAAGAACAGUGUGAGCCCUACUUUGAGAAAUGCCCUGCCUGCCUCCCCUGGACCUCCGCUUGAACAAUCUCAGCCACAGCCAUCAAUAUCCCCUGCAAGCUGGACACCAAUGACCGAUCUGGGGUCUAUCCCAGCUGCACUCGGCGAAAGGUCGCCUCAUCUCAUUGCAGAAGCAAUGAUAACAAAAACACUUACAAGCUCCAAAGAAAACUCUUUGGACCAGACUUUUGCUGCUCCCUCGACAACUUUGGAGUGGAAAACCUCUAAAUCAGUUUGCAGGCGGCAAAUGCACAUCAAUCCAGGACAUCGUGAAGUACCAAAAAUAAAUGGGCAUCCAUGCAGCUUGCCAUCUACUAUCACAUCCAAAUUUCCCCCUUCUGCACGGCUCGGCAGGCCCAUAAACUUCAGAGCAACAACAUAUGCCACACCAAGUGUGCUUAGUGGGGCAUCUACAACCAGCAGCUCCAGCAAUAGCAUGUACGAGAAGACCUUUCCAAUCAAAGUUUUUCCAAGCCCGUCACAUAAAACGUCAUCCAGCCACACACUUCACAAUAAGCCCUGCUGCACAGCUCAGGAGUCGGUUUGUUUAGAGGAGAAGGAGGUCUACAGGCAGCUUUUGAACAUGGUCUCAGGUGGUCAGUCGUCGUGUGUUCACAAUGGCCGGCCGCAUUCCAUUGUUCGGUCUCAUCGAGAUUUCACCAGCUUUCUGAGCACCAGCCGGAGACUGCUACAAUUUUCUUCCCCUGCUGGUUCAGCGGCAGGGGAUACUUCAGAGGGGCCAAGCAGUCCUCCCAGCCCCAGGGGGGUAUCUAGCCAGAGCUCCAGCAACCUUCCCAGCCCGUUGGGUGCCACCCGCAAACCAGUGAACCAGACAUGGUCUCAGGACACGGACCUCAGCUCCAUUCAACCUGCUCCCCUCUUGUCAUCUCCCUCCCCUUCCACACUGCAAGACAAUUCCUCUCAGGACACUCAGUCAUCAGCUCAUGAUGGUGACUCCGUUAUUAUUGUGACUGAGCAAAAGGUUAAAAAGCAAGACGGCUCAAGAGCGCCUUGCUUCCAAGCCGAGAUAUGGAUUAAAGAGCUGACAAGUAUGUAUGAUUCUCGGGCAAGAGAAAGACGAAGACAUAUAGAAGAGCAGGAGGCUUUGGCAGCCCAGCUGCAGCGGCAGCGACUGUCUGAAGUAGGGCACCGCAGCAGAGAUGUGGAAGUCCAUGUCCGAGUUCCUUUGGAGAAGGAAAUUCCUUUGACUUUAGUAAUACAAGAGCCUUUUGAAGAUAAACCAGAAUUCCCAGAACUCUCAGAGGAGAUGGAAGCUCAGGUGGACAAGGUCCUAAGACGCGGGAGUCCUGAUGAAGUAUUCAGUGAGGGAUUUGGUCUUAGCCUGACCCGCAAAGAUCUGCAGACUCUCAGUGGCCUUAACUGGCUCAAUGAUGAGGUGAUCAACUUUUACAUGAAUCUGCUGGUGGAACGUAGCAAAAACCCCAAGCUGCCCACUGUCAACACAUUUAGCACAUUCUUCUAUCCCAAGCUGCGCAGUAGCGGAUAUUCUGCUGUCCGCCGCUGGACUAAAAAGAUGGACAUCUUUUCCAAAGACAUUCUUUUGGUCCCUGUCCACCUUAGGAUGCAUUGGUGCCUCUCUGUGGUGGAUUUCCGACAAAAGGCUGUCACAUAUUUUGAUUCUAUGGGAGGAAACAAUGAUGAAGCUUGCAAAGUGUUGCUUGAAUACCUGCAACAAGAAAGUAAGGACAAAAAGGGUCAAGAACUGGAUACCACAGGAUGGACUUUAUCCAGCAAAACGCGCAAUGAAAUACCACAGCAAAUGAACGGGAGUGACUGUGGAAUGUUCACAUGUAAAUAUGCAGAUUACAUUACCAAAGACAAGCCAAUUACAUUCACACAGAAACAAAUGCCGUAUUUCAGAAGAAGGAUGGUUUGGGAGAUAGUGAACCGUAAACUGUUGUGAAAGGAAACAUCAGCAGGCCUACCGAGGCCCUGCAACACCAGCACAUCAGAUCAGGGACUGACCAAGCUUAUUGAACUUUACCUUACAGGAUGUUGCUGGAGCUCUAAGCACUGCCCCCAAGUCGUCUACCCACACUUAGGUUUUUUUUUGUUUUGUUUUCUUGAAUUGUCUUUAGAGCGAGCAUACCUCAAAUACUGCAGGAUUUAUCUGAAAAGUUCUUCUUGUUUACUGACUAUAAAGCAUAUUGUCAAGUCCAGUGUUCAGUUUGAAGCAACCACACAUGUUUAGAUGACAUACUAGGACUCUCCUAAUGGCACCUUUGUAUUGGGCCAUAAGACUUGUACAUUGUUUUCUCUUGUAAUAUGCACAUUUACUUUCAAUAGAGGAUUAUUUUUCUAAUUUGACUUUCAACAAAAAGGUGUUGAAAUAUGACAUUGCCAUGCAGAAUGUGAUUGAAUGGAAGUAGAAUUCUUCUGCAAGUGAUACACAGUAGUCUUAUUUGUCACACCUGGAAAAAAGUCCUCAUGAGUUUUGCAAAAAGAUUGUAAAUUAACUUUCAAAUUCUAUUUUGUGUACGGGAGUCUACAGCAACUUUUGACGAAUUCAGAAUAUUUUCAACUUUGUAUAUAUAUUCAGAACCUAAAUUGUCUUGGUACAUUGUAUAAUACUUUUUAUGUACUUGCUAUUUUUUAUGUAGAUUUAAUUGUUUCAGUAAUAAAUUAUCUUGUAUUAUUGUUGGUGCCAUAUCAAUGGAGGAUAUACAGUAUAUGUAUGUUUAAAAAUAUACUGUGUAUACACCAUAUUAGGGUUGUCAGCUUAUAAUCACAAAACAUCCCUUAAUUGCACAUUUUAUUUUUUGUACACCUUAACCAUGAACGGUAACAACACCGGUUGUUCUACAGUCAGUGAUCACGUCAGUGCCAAGAUGUGUGAGGAGACUCCAACUUGUGGCAACUUUUGUUUCAAAAUAAACUGAUAUUGCUUUAGCUACAA
Messenger RNA from Nerophis ophidion (straightnose pipefish), 3716 nucleotides. RefSeq names its product SUMO specific peptidase 1 (gene senp1). Lineage: Eukaryota; Metazoa; Chordata; Actinopteri; Syngnathiformes; Syngnathidae. Gene Ontology annotation, molecular function: deSUMOylase activity. Bases 501 to 2723 code for a protein of 740 amino acids. Gene Ontology annotation, biological process: protein desumoylation. Gene Ontology annotation, cellular component: nucleus. The transcript has 19 exons. The record is from RefSeq and is a predicted model, not a curated record.